CCACUCGAACAUAACACAAACACAAGUCACCACAACUCCAAAAGCCAAAACUAAACAACAUUAAUCCUCUUCACAGACCCAUAUCUCUCUCUCUCUCUGCAACUCUUUGUCUUUACAAAACACAAUUAAAUCUUUUAUAAUUCAAAACACACACACACCCCUUAAUCCUCUUCCUCCUCCUUCUCCACCUCCUUGAACUCCCCACUCUCCUUUCCGGGUUAUCGGGUUCUGGAUCUGCCUCCCAAUUCCCCUACACCUCACUUUUCUCGGGUUCUCAAACCUCCCCAAUCCUCCACAUAUAAUGUCCCUUUAAAAGCAACUCCACUUUAUUCAACUUCUCACGAACACAAACCCUCAAUAACUCAACUCACUCUAUUUACUUCACUUCCUCAUCAUGGCUGGCAAUGGACAAGAAGGUUUAGGAGAUGAUUUCUUUGAGCAAAUAUUGGCACAUCCUUCUGGGUAUUCAACUGCUCAACCCACUGGUGAAGUCGGCUCCAGUUCAACCAUGCCCAUGUUCCUCCAACUGGGUUCUGGUGCUGCUGCCGCCGUUGGUGUUGGUGACAUGCGAGGCUUGGGUAUGGGUAUGGGGAUGGGGAUGGGGAUGGGCAUGAACAUGAAUAUGAUGCCUUUAGGCUUGAAUUUGGAACACGGGUUCUUGAGACAAGAAGAUAACAACACUAACAAUAAUGCUUCUUCUUCUCCUAAUUCUUCAACUACUUCUGCAAUCAACGAGAGAGAUUCGGUGCACAUGCCAAGUUUGUUUCCAGCGUUUGGACAGUUGCAAACUCAGUCACUACGGCCGUCACCGCCACGCCCGCCACAACUCCGUCAGCCAUUUCCUGGCCAACAAACACCAGGAGUUCCUGCUGUACCGCAACCUUCUGCCAUCCGCCCAAGGGUGAGAGCAAGACGAGGACAAGCCACUGAUCCUCAUAGUAUUGCUGAGAGGUUACGUAGGGAAAGAAUUGCAGAAAGAAUGAAGGCUUUGCAGGAGUUGGUUCCUAGUUGCAACAAGACGGAUAGGGCAGCCAUGCUUGACGAAAUUGUGGAUUAUGUGAAGUUUCUGAGGCUUCAGGUCAAGGUUUUGAGCAUGAGUCGAUUGGGUGCAGCUGGUGCUGUGGCUCAGCUAGUAGCGGAUGUACCUCUAUCGUCAGUUGAGGGAGAGAGCAUUGACGGUGGAACCAAUCAGCCAGCUUGGGAGAAGUGGUCAAAUGAUGGAACAGAACAAGAAGUAGCUAAGCUAAUGGAAGAAGAUGUUGGCGCUGCAAUGCAGUUCCUUCAGUCCAAGGCGCUUUGUAUCAUGCCUAUAUCACUUGCCAAUGCAAUCUUCCAGAGCCAUCAGCCGGAUGCACAACCGUACAUCAAGCCUGAAUCAAACACCCCUUCAUAGACCUGAACAGGAAUUGCAGUUUCACAUGAUGGAUUUUCUGGCAUGCAUCGGGGUCCCAAAUCCUGUAGCAGUCACAACAGCGGUAGAUUUUAUACUUAGCUCCAAUUUCUAACUACAUUCGAAAAAACAAUCAAGUCCAGUGCAAGUGUUGAUUCAUCUUUACAAUUUUGUCAAACAAGGAGUGACUCACAGGCAGUUGAUGCUAAGCAAUGGUCAAUUCGAAGUAAAAAUAUUUCAAAGCUGAAUUAAUGUACUUGCUCUGAAAUAUCUGUGGUGGGGUUAGUGGAGGAUGACCAAAAUACCGGAAGUGGGAACUCGCUUUCUUUCUUUUUGGUUAGUGCAAUGUGGGACCUUUUAAAAGGGAUAGAUAGGUAUGUGUAUGAUGUAUUUGAAGAAAAAUUUAAAUGCAAGUUGAUAUAUCUAAAUGGUUGAUUGUUUUCUAAAGCA
Pistacia vera is the source of this 1840-nucleotide messenger RNA. RefSeq names its product transcription factor UNE12-like. The coding region runs from base 395 to 1393 and encodes 332 amino acids. Gene Ontology annotation, molecular function: protein dimerization activity; DNA-binding transcription factor activity, RNA polymerase II-specific; RNA polymerase II cis-regulatory region sequence-specific DNA binding. The transcript is spliced from 7 exons. Gene Ontology annotation, cellular component: nucleus. The record is from RefSeq and is a predicted model, not a curated record. Gene Ontology annotation, biological process: regulation of transcription by RNA polymerase II. NCBI's taxonomy places the organism in Eukaryota, Viridiplantae, Streptophyta, Magnoliopsida, Sapindales, Anacardiaceae.